Molecule: messenger RNA, 2541 nt
Organism: Paraglomus brasilianum
Lineage: Eukaryota; Fungi; Glomeromycota; Glomeromycetes; Paraglomerales; Paraglomeraceae
Source: the annotation of a GenBank genome assembly
AUGAAUAACACUGCGAAAAUAUUCGUUCAACCUUGUUCAUUAUCUACGUCUGUCGCAUCUAAUUUAUUCAGUGCGCACGUAUAUGUUCCAACGGAAGGCAUUUAUGCAUAUCCCCAUAAAUUACAAGUAGAAUUAUGGUCCACCCUAACGUCUCCAGACUGGAACGCCGUAGCUUUCCAGGAAGACACAAAACGACAAGUAUUCGGUCGCUCUAAUGGCACUAAAUUUCGUGUAUUCAAGUUAGAAUAUCCUUUGGAUAACAUCAAACCUGGAUGGUAUGAGUUUACAUAUCGCAUAAGGACGUCAGCCACACCAUAUGCCGACUGGACGUGGCUGAAUGAGCAUGGAGGAUGCAACGGUCGAUUAUACGUGACUGGUCAGAGUGAUGGACUCGACAUUAAAUCAAGCGAAUUGAGUGAUGUGUUUUAUGAAGUACAGGCACCAGACGAUCAAUAUAGCGCAUCAGAUGCGAAGAUUUGGUACGUUAGAGCAAAUGCAGAGUGGAAUAAUGGACAACCAAGUUACGUCGAUUAUGGACAGAUUAAAAACGCUAUCAGAUAUUUGGGAAUACAACGAGCAGCCACCCAUUGGCUCACACCUUUGACAGGAAUCAACCACCCAAACAUAAAACACAAUGAUAUCCAGUAUCUUCUCGUCCAGCAAGCAUCGGGUCAUUAUGUUGUCUUCAUACCAAUGACACUAGAUCACUGUUCUUCGUCUCUGCGGUCAGAUGACGAGGGUCGUUUGAAAUUGAAAAUACUCAACGAGAAGGGAGAAGAUAGCAGUAUUGGAUUGGUCAUUGGUCGUGGAUACGAUCCGUACACACUCACUAAGACUUGCAUGGAAUACGUGAAGAGAAUACUCGGGCGUAAUUCGGAAACGAAGACGGCGCAUGCCAAAGGACAUGAGGAGUUGUUUUACUACGAUAAAUUGGGUUAUUGUACUUGGGAUGCUUUUCGCGAAAAGGUGAACAGAGAUGAUUUAUUUGCAGCACUACAAUCAUUGCAGAAUGAACACGUCCCAGUAGGAUUUGUUAUUCUCGAUGAUGGAUGGCAGCAGACAUCUCCGGGAAGACAACUAAGAGGAUUCGAAGCAGAUCUUACCAAGUUUCCAGGCGGAUUAAAAGAAUUGGUGACGGUUGCCAAAGAACGAUUUCCAUCACUGGAACAUUUUGGGAUAUGGCACACUAUCUGGGGUUACUGGAAUGGCAUAGAACUUCCUUCCAAACUUCCACAUCUUUACAAAAUGCAAUCAGUCACUCUUUCCUCCACAGACAUUCAUCAGUCAACGACAGCAAGUCUGGUCACUGCUGAAGACGUUGAACUUUUCUAUUCCGACUUUUAUUCUUUCCUAUCCGCACAGGGCAUCAAUCUUGUCAAAGUCGAUGCGCAAGCUAGUUUCGAUCUCAUAUCUGCAGAAGGGAGAGAACACCGUUUAUUAUGGAGAGAUUAUCAAAUCGCUCUAGAUAAAAGUUGCAAGGAGCACAUGAAGAGGGAACAGAUGAUUUAUUGUAUGGCAAUGGACCCGAAAACAAUAUUCUUUUUGCUAAAGGGGGACGAAAAAGAGAUGAAUAAUAAAAAAUGUCAGAAAGUGCUUAGGAAUAGUGAUGAUUUCUCGCCCAACUCUGAUUCUCACGGAUGGCACGUGUACGUGAACACUCUCAAUAACUUAUGGACGAGUACGUUUGACAUUAUUCCAGAUUGGGACAUGUUUCAAUCAAACCACGAGUUUGGUGCAUUCCAUGGUGCAUCACGGGCAAUAAGUGGAGGACCCAUUUACAUUACGGAUCCUCCAAAUAAACACAAUACAUCGGUACUUAGAGCACUGAUUGCAAAGACAAAGCACUCCCAUCGGAUUCUCCGGUGCGACCAUCCAGCUCUACCCAGUCCCUCUUGUAUAUUUGAAGAUGUGACGAAGACAGAUAGAUUACUCAAGACUUCUAAUACGAAUGGUUCGGUCGGAGUUCUUGGACUAUUUAAUUGCAGACCAACGGAACAAUUGGAUACGUUCAGUUUAUCCGAUGUUCCGGGCUUGGCAAAGCCACAGACGACUGCUGACGAUCAGAGCAACGAUUACGCCCUAUUCCUAUUUAACGAUCGUUCGGUACACCAUAUCUCCAGUCACCAAAGUCUGUCCAUAUUUCUUCCUCCAAAUUCGUUUGAACUAGUGACGUUCGCACCAAUCGCUUCCCACAAGUCCUUCCAAAUAUCUUGCUUCGGCCUCAUCGACAAAUACAAUGGAUCACGUGCUAUAAUAAACGCUGGUUUUCACACCGAUUUCGCCAACAUCAGUCAUCGAAAAAAGAAGAUUCUUGUGUAUAGGAUAGUAUUGGCGGCAUAUGGCGAGCUGGGUUUAUACUUGGAAUCGCCGAAUUUGAGCAGAGGAAGCAGAUUUAAGGUUUUCCUGGGAAGUAAAAUGAUGAAGGAGGGUGAUGUUGUAUUUGACUAUGAAAGUGGGUUCUUGAAAAUUAUAAUAGAUGAUGGGAACGCGAAUGAGAAUGAUGCAGAGAGUAUUGAAGUGUUUCUACAGAUUUUAGUAUAA